Molecule: messenger RNA, 1788 nt
Organism: Candida dubliniensis CD36
Lineage: Eukaryota; Fungi; Ascomycota; Pichiomycetes; Serinales; Debaryomycetaceae
Exons: 1
Coding region: 1-1788 (595 amino acids)
Biological process (GO): mitochondrion inheritance
Cellular component (GO): mitochondrial inner membrane
Source: RefSeq, a predicted model, not a curated record
AUGUCACUAAGGAAUCUAUUAGGACUACUGAAGCGAUUGAAUAGGCAAACCUUGUUGUUCCUGAAAAUUCAACAGAAAUCUUCAAUUGGCCCAACUGUAAUAUCGGCAAUACAACCACAUCGACGUUUUUCCCCUUCAUUAAUUGCAUCACAUAGGAAACAAGCCAACCAAUUUGACAAACAACAAAAGCCAAUUUUAAAAGAGCAACUAGGAGACAGCAUAAAACAUGAGACAGAACUUAUUCCCACAAAAGAACAGUUGUUGGCGAAAGCAAACAGCAUGUAUUCAAGAUUGAAAAUACGCUUGAAAUGGCUUCUUAAAAAAUCCAAUCGUCCUUUCAACACUGACGACUACUCGGCUUUCUUCUCCUGGUUGGUUGUUGGAAAUGUAUUUUUGUUUUUUGUUGCCACAACCACUUUUGUAUCGAUUGUCAUAUUUACGGCCAACACAAUGUUUGCUCAAGAAUUCGUGGCUAGGAAAUUGGGGGAGUUUAUCACAAAAAAUUCCAACUUAACAGUGACAUUUGAGAACGCAAUUGUUCCAGGCUGGUCAGAUGGUAAAAUAAGUUUUCGAAAAUGUUUUGUUAGCAGAAGACCCAAAAGAGUGGAGAAAUUUAUCAAAGGCUCGCAACAGGAAGCAUACGAAGAGAGCUUACAAAACGAAGGCACCAAUGAAGAUGAAGAGGAUAUUUUUGAGGAUGACGGCAAUUACACUCAAUUUGAUUUGACCAUCGAGGAAGUGAAUAUAUCUUUAUCACUUAACAAAUGGGUCAACGGCACUGGUAUGAUUGAGACAUUGGAAUUGAAAGGAAUGAGAGGAGUGGUGGAUAGAACUCAUGUUCAUUGGAAGCCCGACGACGAUGCCACUAAUUACAAGAAUAUACAUCAACCUGGUGACUUUGAAUUUGAAUCAUUCAAAAUGGAGGAUGUUUUGUUUACAUUGAUGCAACCAAAUGGGUUCAGGAAGUUUAAUGUUGCAAUUUACAAUUGUGAGUUAUCCAAACUAAGAAAGCAUUGGUUAUUCUAUGAUUUUUUGAAUGCUAAUGUCAUGAGUGGCGCAUAUGAUAACUCUCUUUUCACAAUACAUAAGAAGCAGCGAUUGAAUGAUUUCGACGAAUACGCCUCUGCUAAUGGUAACUUGCAGAAAUGGAAACGAGUCACACGUAUGAGAGUUGACUCUUUGAGUAUUGAUCAUUUAAAUACUGGCUUAGAAGGUCCAUUUGGCUGGAUUACAAGUGGACGAGUAGAUAUGAUUGGCGAUGUUAUGGUUCCCCAAGAAAACAACGAGAUGAAUGUUUCUGAGUUAGUAAGCAUGAUUACCGAUGCCAUCAAAAAGGAGGCAAGUCGAUAUAAGAACCCCGAAGUGCAAGAGAAACAUCCAAACUUGCGAACGAGAUUAACUGCAGAUGAUUAUCGCGAUAUUCUGAAAUACUUUGUAUUGGACCUAACCCUACGAUUAAACAAUGUGAGAGCAAAAGUCCCAUUUAAAUCGCCGGAAUUGUCAUAUAUCAAUUAUGCUCUUAUCAGGCCGAUCGUUGCAUACAUAAACUCAAAAAACAACUUUAUUGAAAUACACAAUAGAAUAGUUAAAAAUCUACAGGAUUUCAGUGGAUCAUGGACAAUUUAUGACUCUUUACUAAUGGAUGAUAUAUCUGAGGAAGUGUACGACAAUUUUGCAGAAUAUGUUGCUGAUGAAGAAGCCCGUCUAAUACGGUUGAAACGUAUUGGAUUCUGGUCUCUUCAAUUAUUGGUUCAACUUGUAUUGUUUGGAGUUGGCGCCGUGGCAUAA